This is a messenger RNA of Oppia nitens, 744 nucleotides long. RefSeq names its product homeobox protein BarH-like 2. Bases 1 to 744 code for a protein of 247 amino acids. The record is from RefSeq and is a predicted model, not a curated record. The transcript has 2 exons. Lineage: Eukaryota; Metazoa; Arthropoda; Arachnida; Sarcoptiformes; Oppiidae. Gene Ontology annotation, molecular function: DNA-binding transcription factor activity, RNA polymerase II-specific; DNA binding. Gene Ontology annotation, biological process: regulation of DNA-templated transcription.
AUGUUUCGCAAAAAGAAAUCUUUUCUCAUACGAGAUAUACUCGUCGGUCAGUGUCCACACGAUUGUCCACUUGUUGUCAAUGAAGAUGACAGUCAACAACAGCAACACCUGUGGCCGACCACUCAGAGUACCGCUAUAAACGAGUGGAGCACAGGUAUGUCACAUGCUUUCACACAACUGGAAGCUUUAAACAAACAUAUAGGAACAUCGAUACUGGCCCGGGAGCACCCUCUCUAUGGUCUAUACUAUGCGGCCGUGGCAUCAGCUACUGGUCAACAUCAACUGGACGGUGAUUGUCCACUAAGUGAGCACUCGUCAAACGGUGGAAGUAGUCAUCCAUUGGUAACAGUCAGCGGUCGUAAAGCCCGUCGAAAUCGUACGGUGUUUACUGAACUACAGCUCAUGGGUUUGGAGCGCAGGUUUGAUUCACAGAAAUACUUGUCAACACCGGACAGGGCUGAAUUAGCCCGAGCACUGGGACUCACACAACUACAGGUCAAAACUUGGUAUCAAAAUAGACGCAUGAAAUGGAAAAAACAGGUAAUGUUAACUGGAUGUACAGUACCGCCGACUAAACCUAAAGGAAGACCCAAAAAGAACUCCAUUCCCUCUUUUGGUGUAUUGGACACAACGGCACUGAUAGUGAGCGCCGCCGCCGCUGCCGACCCUACCCUGGCUUUGGUGCAAAGUCAGCGCUUGGAGGCCACACUGGCCGCCGCACUCAGCGCACAGCACUUACAAUAA